Messenger RNA from Anthostomella pinea, 1128 nucleotides. NCBI's taxonomy places the organism in Eukaryota, Fungi, Ascomycota, Sordariomycetes, Xylariales, Xylariaceae. The record is from the annotation of a GenBank genome assembly.
AUGGACUCUGCGAGUCGCGAUAGGAUUACCUCCAAGGUCCUCAAAGACCUGGAAGACACUCGUUUCGCGGCAUCGGCUCUGAAGGCGUUGUCGGGCGGUUCCGCCAACUUCAUCUACCGCGCAGAUCUUAGGACAGCUCUGGAUGACGGCACGAGAGAGGUGCUCAUAAAGCAUAGCGAAGGCUACGUUGCCAACCACCCAGACUUCAAGCUCACCGUAGCUCGCUGUCGUAUUGAGGAAGAGUGUCUGAAAGCACUAUCAAAGUUGCCAAUAGUAGGCCGCGAAAGCUCAGGCGGCUUCAAUUUCAUCGCACGGACGCCCAGGUUCUACCACUUCGACGAGCAGAACAACACACAAGUCCAGGAGUACUUGCCAAACAGCAAAGAUCUGAAGACAUACGCUUUGAAGGCAUACUCAGACACCACUCCAGAGACAGAAAAGACGCAAUGCGUCCAACUCGGCAGAGCCCUGGGCAAGUGGCUGAGGAACUUCCACACUUGGGCAGCGUCACAGCCCGAGUUGCGAAAGACAGUCGCUGUAAAUAGGGAGAUGCAGCAGCUGAAGAACAGGAUCAACUUUUCGUGGCUGCUAGACCGAGUCACACAGUUCCCAUCCGUUCUGAGCGAUGCGCAGGAGAUCUUCGAGGAGGUCAAGAAGAUGGCUGCUGCGGAAUUGGAGGAUGAGAGCAGACUGCAAGUCAUCCACGGAGAUUUCUGGACUGGGAAUAUCCUGCUACCGGACUCCCCGAUAAAAGAGGGUGUCGACAUCCCCAUGUUCGUCAUCGACUGGGAGAUGUCGCAGAUAGGAGUGCCGGGCCUGGACGUCGGACAGAUGAUCGCCGAGCUGUACGAGUUGAAGCUCUACAGGAGUAUCGAAGCUGGUCUCUGGAUGGUCCAAGGAUUCGUGGAAGGGUACGGGAUUGUGAGCGAAGACUUCGCGUUCCGCACGGCAAUACAGGUUGGAGCGCACCUGGUGUGCUUUGGGACGUCUGUUCAGGGCUGGGGUCCGCCUGUACAGGUCGAGGUUGUUGCUCGCACUGGAAAGGAAAUCAUUGUACAUGCCUGGAGGAAAGAUCGCAAGUGGUUCGAAGGUGGUGAUCUUGCGUGCCUGUUCAGUAAGACUGAGUAG